This is a messenger RNA of Quercus lobata, 1602 nucleotides long. RefSeq lists its product as uncharacterized. The coding region runs from base 231 to 1391 and encodes 386 amino acids. Gene Ontology annotation, biological process: regulation of DNA-templated transcription. Lineage: Eukaryota; Viridiplantae; Streptophyta; Magnoliopsida; Fagales; Fagaceae. The record is from RefSeq and is a predicted model, not a curated record. The transcript has a single exon. Gene Ontology annotation, molecular function: double-stranded DNA binding.
CUCAAGAUUGAGAGUUCUUUACAUAGCAUAGGUCACAAACGACGUCGGUUCUGCGUGUUCCUAGUCAAGAAAACAUAAACCUCUUUUCAAUUCCACAGGAGGGUUUUAGUUAAAAUCACUUCCCAGCUCCAUUUUUUUCAGUUUUUCUUCUACCUGUGGAGUUCAAAAAUUCAGUCAGGCACAAAAGUCAUUGCUUCUACACAACUAGACAGGUGCGUUAUUCAAUCCCCAUGUUUAAUUGUCUCUACAAAACCAUUCUAAAUGGUGAGAAACACAUUACUAGUAGAUCUCCAACACCAAUUCACAAACUGGGUUUUCUUCAAAACCCAUCUUUAUCCUUGAAAUACUAUGUCUCCAGCACUUCAAGUCAGCAACCAUUUGCUGUCUCUUACCUCAUAAACUCACUUGGGUUCACACCAGAAACUGCUUUAUCAGCUUCCAAAUAUGUUCAUUUCGAAACCCCAGAAAAAGCAGAUGUUGUGGUUAAGUUUUUGAAGAACCAUGGGUUCUCUCAAACCCAGAUCUCAAACCUUAUUAGAAGAUGCCCAGGACUGCUCAAAAGUAAUCCUGAGAAAACCCUUUUGCCCAAAAUGGAAUUCUUUUCCUCUAAAGGGAUUCCAAGUCCUGACCUGGCAAAAAUGUUUAGUGGGUUCCCUGAUCUUUUUAGAAGAAGCUUAGAGAAACAAAUUAUCCCUUCCUUUGAUUUGUUUAAAAGUUUGCUUCAGUCUGAGGAUAAGACUCUUCAAGCUUUACAGCGAUGUCCGGGUAUGUUUACAUAUUCUCUUGAAACUUAUGUGGUGCCCAAUAUUAAUACAUUGAGAGAGAGCGGAGUGCCUGAGUCGUUUAUCAUUUCUAUACUUCAAAAACAGCCAAGAGCAUUCAGGGUUAAUCCUGUUCAGUUUAGAGAGGCUGUGGAGAAAGUAAAAGAAAUGGGAUUUAAUCCUUCGACGAUGAAGUUUACCACGGCAGUACAUGCUGUGCGGUCAAUGAGCAAAUCGACAUGGGAAAGGAAGUUCAAUGUUUAUAAGAAAUGGGGUUGGACUGAGGAUGAGGUUUCUAUGGCAUUUAGAAUCCAACCAUGGUGUAUGACAGUGUCUGAGGAAAAGAUUAUGAGGGUAAUGGAUUUUCUUGUCAACAACAUGGGUAUGGAGUCUUCCCUCAUUAAGAAACACUCAGUACUUUUUUCUUUGAGCUUGGAAAAGAGAUUGAUUCCUAGGGGUUUGGUUCUUCAAGUUUUGCUAUCAAAAGGUUUGGUGAAGAAGAAUUUUCAAAUGCAUGCGUAUUUUGAGUGCCCUGAAAAGACAUUUUUGCAGAAGUUUGUUAUGAUUCAUGAGGAUGAGGCUUCUGAGCUGUUGAAGCUAUACAAGGGAUCAUUGGAUUCUUCAAAAUGAGAAGAGAAUAACCUUUUUAAAUUACUUGCUUUAGUUGAGCUCCAAGAAUGCAAUUAUCCCAUAUCACUUUUUUAUUGGUAAUGUGAGUUAUCUUUUAUUUGUUUGAACAUUGUAGCUCGAGUUCAAAAAUGCAUAAUCAUCUGCUAGGCUAUCGUGAUCUGUUCUUGCUUUAUAAAUGGGCAUAAUUCUGCAAAUAGUUCCAUGGCUGAAA